This is a messenger RNA of Corylus avellana, 2901 nucleotides long. RefSeq lists its product as uncharacterized. NCBI's taxonomy places the organism in Eukaryota, Viridiplantae, Streptophyta, Magnoliopsida, Fagales, Betulaceae. The record is from RefSeq and is a predicted model, not a curated record.
AUGGCAGAGGAUACACUCUGGGAGCAGGGCCGGCAGUUAAAAGAAGUCCAAACUGAGGUUUUGGAGCUAAGAAAGGAUAUGAAGGAUAUCCCUGAGAUGAAAACGACAUUGAAUAAGUUGAUGGGAAUGAUGACAUCAAUUUUGGCCAAAGAGAAGCAGCCUAUUCACCAGAAUGGGGAGGAGGAUGCUACAGAUUCAGGUUGUAGGGUUGCUCAACGGUGGGGAAAGAGUCUUGAUGAGAUUCACACUAAGGCUAUUAGGUUGGAAUUCCCAACUUUCAAUGGUGACGACCCAGAUUCAUGGUGUUAUAGAGCCGAGCAAUUCUUUGAAUUUUACGACAUUCAAGAAAGGCAGAAAUUGAGAAUUACUGCAUUCCACAUGGAAGGUAAGGCCUUAUCAUGGUUUCAAGCCUUAAGAAAUACUAAUAAUCUGUCUAGUUGGAAUGAUUUUUUGAUUGCUAUUCAAGUUAGAUUCGGUAAGGGGGCAUAUGAUGAUCCUAUGGAGACCCUAUCUAAACUGAAACAAGUUGGCUCUUUAGAGGAAUAUAAAACUCAGUUUGAAAUAUUGGCAAAUAGAGUCUUAUUGUUGAUUGAUUCUCACAAACUGAGUAUGUUCUUAGGGGGUUUGAGAGAUGACAUUCGAUUACCUGUGAGAAUGUUUAAUCCCAAGACCUUGAAUGAUGCUUAUGCUUUGGCACGAAUUCAAGAGGAAUGUCUUGCAACUAACAGUAGGUCAGGGAAACCUGUUUGGAGAAAUCAAGGAGUAGGAAAUGAGAGUAGUUAUGCAGCCAAUAAGGGUGGAAAUUCAGUUGGGAAUAGGGUGCAGUUUUAUAAUGCACCAAGGCAAAAUCAUGGGGGUUUUGGAGGUACCAAUCAGACCAAAGGGUUUAUUAAUGAUACUCCUAAGGCUAUAGUUCCAGUUCAGAAAAUUUCUCCUACCCAAAUGGAUGAGAGGAGGAAAAAGGGCUUAUGUUACUCAUGUGAUGAUAAAUGGAGUAGAGGUCAUGUGUGUGCUGUGCCUAAACUAUUCUUAAUUGAAGAAGUGGAAGGGCUGAAAAGGGUUAUGGAGAUGACUACUUCUGGCCAAGAGGAGGAGGAUCCAGGGAAAUUUUUUCUGGAUGCAGACCCUGAGAUAUCUCUCAAUGCUAUUACAGGAACUCCAAAUCCCAAUACAAUGAGAAUUAUGGGAGUUUUGAAAGGGCAGCAGGUGAUUAUUCUUAUUGAUUCAGGGAGUACUCACAAUUUUGUGGAUUCCCAGUUAGCUGAGAGGCUAGGAAUUGUGAGCUCCAAUAGGGAUGCUAUUAUGGUGAAAGUGGCUAAUGGUCAAACAGUAAGAAGUCCAGGGAAAAGUUCAGACUUGUGUCUUAAAAUUCAAGGGACAAACUUUAGGGUAGAUUUGUAUAUUCUACCAUUAGCAGGGUGUGAUGUGGUUUUAGGCAUACAGUGGUUGAGAUUGUUGGGUCCAAUUUUAUGGGACUUUGGCCAUUUAACUAUGGAGUUUCAGUUGGGUGAAGUGAAGUGUUGUUUGAAGGGUUUGCAGCAAGGCCCUCCCUUAACUUUUGAGGAUGGGAAGUCCAAUAAGUGGUUGAAGAAAAAUAGCAAAGGAAUUAUGCUACAGCUUAUCAAUGCUGAAAAACAGGAAGAGCAGCAAGUUCAGAAGGUGGAAGAGGGUUUGUUCAGUGAUAUUCUUGCAGAAUUUAAGGAUGUUUUUCAAGUUCCUACUGAGCUUCCACCAUCUAGAUCACAUGACCAUGCUAUUAACUUGAAAGAAGGGGAGAAACCUGUUUCAGUUAGGCCUUACAGGUAUCCAUUUUUUCAGAAGGAGGAGAUUGAGAAGAUUGUUAAAGGCUUGCUGCAAUCUGGUGUAAUUCGACAUAGCACCAGUCCCUUCUCUGCUCCAGUCAUUUUGGUGAGGAAAGCUGAUGGAACAUGGAGGAUGUGCAUGGAUUACCGAGCUCUCAACAAGGUAACUAUUAAAGAUAGUUUUCCAAUUCCUGUUGUAGAUGAAUUGUUGGAUGAGCUGUUUGGAUCUACAAUUUUUUCCAAAUUGGAUUUGAUUUCUGGUUAUCACCAGAUCAGAGUAGUGGAAAAGGAUAUUCCUAAGACUGCUUUUAGGACACAUGAGGGUCAUUAUGAGUUUUUGGUUAUGCCCUUUGGUUUAACUAAUGCUCCUUCUACCUUCCAAAGCCUAAUGAAUCAUAUUUUCCAACCUUAUCUCCGGAAAUUUAUCUUGGUAUUUUUUGAUGACAUUCUCAUCUUUAGCAAGGAUGAAAACACACACAGACAACAUUUACACAUGGCCUUAGACAUUUUGAGGAGACACAAGUUAUUUGCCAAGAUGUCAAAGUGUAGAUUUGGAUGUGCAAGGGUGGAUUAUUUAGGCCAUAUUGUCUCAGCAGAUGGGGUAACAGCUGAUCCAGGGAAAAUUCAAGCUAUGGUUGAGUGGCCAUUUCCAACUAACAUCAAAGCUUUGAGAGGCUUUUUGGGUUUGACAGGUUACUAUAGAAGGUUUAUCAAGGGAUAUGGAUCUAUUGCGGCUCCAUUAACAGCCAUGUUGAAAAAGAAUGCAUUUACUUGGAAUGAGGUUGCCAAGGAGGCUUUUCAAAGCUUAAAGACUGCAGUAACUCAUGCUCCUGUUUUAGCAUUGCCCAACUUUGCUCAACCCUUUGUUAUAGAAUGUGAUGCAAGUGGAGUAGGGAUAGGAGCAGUUUUGAUGCAGCACAAUAAGCCCAUUGCUUAUUUGAGCAGAGCAUUAAAGGGGAGAGCUCUUCUUAUGUCCACUUAUGAGAAGGAGCUGCUGGCUUUGGUGACUGCAAUUCAGAAGUGGAGGCCUUACUUGUUGGGACAAAGCUUUGUAGUCAGAACAGAUCAACAAAGCACCAUACCAGAGAAAACUGAUUGA